Messenger RNA from Acomys russatus (golden spiny mouse), 1951 nucleotides. RefSeq names its product GTPase IMAP family member 8-like. Gene Ontology annotation, molecular function: GTP binding. The transcript has 5 exons. NCBI's taxonomy places the organism in Eukaryota, Metazoa, Chordata, Mammalia, Rodentia, Muridae. Bases 144 to 1934 code for a protein of 596 amino acids. The record is from RefSeq and is a predicted model, not a curated record.
GGUACAAAGAGACUUCUGCACUCAUAAGUGAAGCAAGGCAGGAGGCCUGGGCUUCUCUGGGCCACUUCAGAAUCUGUCCCCAGGAAAGUUGCAGGAAUGAACACGUGAAUGAGGAAACCAAACUUGAGAGACUUCCGAGAAGCAUGGUGGGAAGGAGGAUGGCAAGAGAUGAGGAAAGCACCCAUGGCUCAGAGGAGGACAUGCGGGCCACACAGAAACCCCAGCUGAGGCUCAUCCUGGUGGGCAGGACCGGGACUGGCAAGAGUGCCACUGGCAACAGCAUCCUAGGCCAGAAGUGCUUUCUGUCCAGGCUGGGGGCUGUGCCUAUCACCAGAGCCUGUGCCUUAGCCAGCAGGAGGUGGGACCGCUGGCACGUGGAGGUGGUGGACACCCCAGACAUCUUCAGCUCUGAGGCCCUGCGAAGCGACCCCGCCUGCGUGGAGACAGCCCGCUGCUUCGUGAUGUCGGCGCCUGGGCCACAUGCUCUGCUCCUGGUCACCCAGCUGGGUCGCUUCACCUUACAGGACAGCCAGGCACUGGCUGCAGUGAAGCAGUUGUUUGGGGAACAGGUGAUGGCGUGGACCAUCGUGGUGUUCACGCGCAAGGAGGACCUGGACGGAGACUCUUUGCAGGAUUAUGUGCACUGCACGGACAACAGCGAGUUGAGGGAGCUGGUGGCUAAGUGCGGGGGCCGCGUGAUAGCCCUCAACAACCGUGCCACAGGCCAGGAGCAGGAGGCACAGGCUGAGCAGCUGCUGGUCAUGGUGGCCAGCCUGGUGAGGGAGCGCAGAGGCAUGCACUACUCCAAUGACCUGUAUGAACUGGCGCAGGCCAUGCAGGGCAGUGACCCCCAGGACCAACUCUCCAAAGUGGCAGAGAAGGUGGCUGUACGCAGGAGGAUGCUAGCUAGGCUGUGGAAAUGGCAGAAAUACUACAGAAAGUUCUGGAGAAAGGGCUUGACUAUCUUCCUGGGUGUGGCCCUCCUGAUCUCCCUGUGGUUCUACAGAAAGAUCCCUGCCAUUGGAGAUCAGAAUAACAAAAAGAGAAUGGAAGGCCUUCAGAAGAGCACAUAUGGAACUAUAGUUGAAGGUGGAGAGAAAGCCUGCUCCCUGAGGAUGCUCCUGGUGGGCAAAUCUGGCUGUGGGAAAAGCGCCACAGGGAACAGCAUCCUCUGCCGACCAGCAUUUGAGUCCAGGCUCAGAGGCCAGUCAGUGACCAGGACCAGCCAGGCAGAGACUGGCACAUGGAAGGGAAAGAGCUUCCUCGUGGUGGACACGCCCCCCAUCUUUGAAUCCAGUGCCCAGAACCAAGACAUGGACAAGGAUAUUGGAGACUGCUACCUGCUGUGUGCCCCAGGACCCCAUGUGCUGCUGCUGGUCACCCAGCUGGGACGCUUCACAACUCAGGACAUCAUGGCUGUGAGGAGGGUGAAGGAGGUCUUUGGGGCAGGAGUCAUGAGGCACGUGAUUGUCCUCUUCACCCGCAAAGAGGACCUGGUCGAUGAGACCUUGGAUGAGUUUGUGACCCACACUGACAACCACAGCCUGCGCAGUCUGGUCCAGGAGUGUGGGAGGAGGUACUGUGCCUUCAAUAACAGGGCCUCUGGGGAGGAGCAGCAGGGGCAGCUGGCAGAGCUCAUGGCCCUGGUGAGCAGGGUGGAACAGGAGUGUGAGGGCUCCUUCUACAGCAAUGGCCUCUUCUUUUAUGCUCAGGUGUUCCUGAGAGGUGGCUACAGUGAGCAGCAGGAUCCAUAUGGCAGCUACCUGGUCAGGGUGAGGCAGGAGGCAGAAAAGCUGAAGCAGGCCCUGAGGGAGCAGGAGGGCAGCUGGUUGGCUAACCUGCUUUGCUCACUCAAGUUCUCCUUGUGCUGCUGCAUUGCAGUGUUUGCUCUGACUGUGUUUUUCAUUAUUUACUUGUAUAGUAAAGAGCACUGAGCCUUUUCAGGUGAUUU